AUGCAAAGGUGGAUUUUCUGCAACAUUGUUUUGCAUAUAUUAAUUUACUUAGCAGAAUUUAGCCAUGAACAGGAAAGUUAUUCUUCCAAUGAAAAAAUAAGAAAGGACUAUUCAGAUGAUAAUAAUUAUGAACCUACCCCUUCAUAUGAAAAAAGAAAAAAAGAAUAUGGAAAAGAUGAAAGUUAUAUAAAAAAUUACAGAGGUAAUAAUUUUUCCUAUGAUUUGUCUAAAAAUUCUAGUAUAUUUCUUCACAUGGGUAACGGUAGUAACUCGAAAACACUAAAAAGAUGUAACAAGAAAAAAAAUAUAAAGACCAAUUUUUUAAGACCUAUCGAGGAAGAGAAAACGGUAUUAAAUAAUUAUGUAUAUAAAGGUGUAAAUUUUUUAGAUACAAUAAAAAGAAAUGAUUCCUCUUAUAAAUUUGAUGUUUAUAAAGAUACUUCCUUUUUAAAAAAUAGAGAAUAUAAAGAAUUAAUUACUAUGCAGUAUGAUUAUGCUUAUUUAGAAGCAACAAAAGAGGUUCUUUAUUUAAUUCCGAAGGAUAAAGAUUAUCACAAAUUUUAUAAAAAUGAACUUGAGAAAAUUCUUUUCAAUUUAAAAGAUUCACUUAAAUUAUUAAGAGAAGGAUAUAUACAAAGCAAACUGGAAAUGAUUAGAAUCCAUUCGGAUAUAGAUAUAUUAAAUGAGUUUCAUCAAGGAAAUAUUAUAAACGAUAAUUAUUUUAAUAAUGAAAUAAAAAAAAAAAAGGAAGACAUGGAAAAAUAUAUAAGAGAAUAUAAUUUAUACAUAUAUAAAUAUGAAAAUCAGCUUAAAAUAAAAAUACAGAAAUUAACAAAUGAAGUUUCUAUAAAUUUAAAUAAAUCUACAUGUGAAAAGAAUUGUUAUAAUUAUAUUUUAAAAUUAGAAAAAUAUAAAAAUAUAAUAAAAGAUAAGAUAAAUAAAUGGAAAGAUUUACCAGAAAUAUAUAUUGAUGAUAAAAGUUUCUCAUAUACAUUUUUAAAAGAUGUAAUAAAUAAUAAGAUAGAUAUAUAUAAAACAAUAAGUUCUUUUAUAUCUACUCAGAAACAAUUAUAUUAUUUUGAAUAUAUAUAUAUAAUGAAUAAAAAUACAUUAAACCUACUUUCAUAUAAUAUACAAAAAACAGAUAUAAAUUCUAGUAGUAAAUACACAUAUACAAAAUCUCAUUUUUUAAAAGAUAAUCAUAUAUUGUUAUCUAAAUAUUAUACUGCCAAAUUUAUUGAUAUCCUAAAUAAAACAUAUUAUUAUAAUUUAUAUAAAAAUAAAAUUCUUUUAUUCAAUAAAUAUAUUAUAAAGCUUAGAAACGAUUUAAAAGAAUAUGCAUUUAAAUCUAUACAAUUUAUUCAAGAUAAAAUCAAAAAACAUAAAGAUGAAUUAUCCAUAGAAAAUAUAUUACAAGAAGUUAAUAAUAUAUAUAUAAAAUAUGAUACUUCGAUAAAUGAAAUAUCUAAAUAUAACAAUUUAAUUAUUAAUACUGAUUUACAAAUAGUACAACAAAAACUUUUAGAAAUCAAACAAAAAAAAAAUGAUAUUACACACAAAGUACAACUUAUAAAUCAUAUAUAUAAAAAUAUACAUGAUGAAAUAUUAAACAAAAAAAAUAAUGAAAUAACAAAGAUUAUUAUAAAUAAUAUAAAAGAUCAUAAAAAAGAUUUACAAGAUCUCUUACUAUUUAUACAACAAAUCAAACAAUAUAAUAUAUUAACAGAUCAUAAAAUUACACAAUGUAAUAAUUAUUAUAAGGAAAUCAUAAAAAUGAAAGAAGAUAUAAAUCAUAUUCAUAUAUAUAUACAACCAAUUCUAAAUAAUUUACACACAUUAAAACAAGUACAAAAUAAUAAAAUCAAAUAUGAAGAGCACAUCAAACAAAUAUUACAAAAAAUUUAUGAUAAAAAGGAAUCUUUAAAAAAAAUUAUUCUCUUAAAAGAUGAAGCACAAUUAGACAUUACCCUCCUCGAUGACUUAAUACAAAAGCAAACAAAAAAACAAACACAAACACAAACACAAACACAAAAACAAACACUAAUACAAAAUAAUGAGACGAUUCAACUUAUUUCUGGACAAGAAGAUAAACAUGAAUCCAAUCCAUUUAAUCAUAUACAAACCUAUAUUCAACAAAAAGAUACACAAAAUAAAAACAUCCAAAAUCUUCUUAAAUCCUUGUAUAAUGGAAAUAUUAACACAUUCAUAGACACAAUUUCUAAAUAUAUAUUAAAACAAAAAGAUAUAGAAUUAACACAACACGUUUAUACAGACGAAAAAAUUAAUGAUUAUCUUGAAGAAAUAAAAAAUGAACAAAACAAAAUAGAUAAGACCAUCGACGAUAUAAAAAUACAAGAAACAUUAAAACAAAUAACUCAUAUUGUUAACAAUAUAAAAACCAUCAAAAAGGAUUUGCUCAAAGAAUUUAUUCAACAUUUAAUAAAAUAUAUGAACGAAAGAUAUCAGAAUAUGCAACAGGGUUAUAAUAAUUUAACAAAUUAUAUUAAUCAAUAUGAAGAAGAAAAUAAUAAUAUGAAACAAUAUAUUACUACCAUACGAAAUAUCCAAAAAAUAUAUUAUGAUAAUAUAUAUGCUAAGGAAAAGGAAAUUCGCUCGGGACAAUAUUAUAAGGAUUUUAUCACAUCAAGGAAAAAUAUUUAUAAUAUAAGGGAAAAUAUAUCCAAAAAUGUAGAUAUGAUAAAAAAUGAAGAAAAGAAGAAAAUACAGAAUUGUGUAGAUAAAUAUAAUUCUAUAAAACAAUAUGUAAAAAUGCUUAAAAAUGGAGACACACAAGAUGAAAAUAAUAAUAAUAAUAAUGAUAUAUACGACAAGUUAAUUGUCCCCCUUGAUUCAAUAAAACAAAAUAUCGAUAAAUACAACACAGAACAUAAUUUUAUAACAUUUACAAAUAAAAUAAAUACACAUAAUAAGAAGAACCAAGAAAUGAUGGAAGAAUUCAUAUAUGCAUAUAAAAGGUUAAAAAUUUUAAAAAUAUUAAAUAUAUCCUUAAAAGCUUGUGAAAAAAAUAAUAAAUCUAUCAAUACAUUAAAUGACAAAACACAAGAAUUAAAAAAAAUUGUAACACACGAAAUAGAUCUUCUACAAAAAGAUAUUUUAACAAGUCAAAUAUCAAAUAAAAAUGUUUUAUUAUUAAACGAUUUAUUAAAAGAAAUUGAACAAUAUAUUAUAGAUGUACACAAAUUAAAAAAAAAAUCAAACGAUCUAUUUACAUAUUAUGAACAAUCCAAAAAUUAUUUCUAUUUUAAAAACAAAAAAGAUAAUUUUGAUAUACAAAAAACAAUCAAUAAAAUGAAUGAAUGGCUAGCUAUCAAAAAUUAUAUAAAUGAAAUUAAUAAAAAUUAUCAAACAUUAUAUGAAAAAAAAAUAAAUGUACUCCUACAUAAUUCAAAAAGUUAUGUACAAUACUUUUAUGAUCAUAUAAUAAAUCUAAUUCUUCAAAAAAAAAAUUAUUUGGAAAAUACUUUAAAGACAAAAAUACAAGAUAACGAACAUUCACUAUAUGCUUUACAACAAAAUGAAGAAUACCAAAAGGUAAAGAACGAAAAGGAUCAAAACGAAAUUAAGAAAAUUAAACAAUUAAUCGAAAAAAAUAAAAAUGAUAUACUUACAUAUGAAAACAACAUUGAACAAAUUGAACAAAAAAAUAUUGAGUUAAAAACAAAUGCUCAAAAUAAGGAUGAUCAAAUAGUAAAUACCUUAAAUGAGGUUAAGAAAAAAAUAAUAUAUACAUAUGAAAAGGUAGAUAAUCAAAUAUCGAACGUUUUAAAAAAUUAUGAAGAAGGAAAAGUAGAAUAUGAUAAAAAUGUUGUACAAAAUGUUAACGAUGCGGAUGAUACAAACGAUAUUGAUGAAAUAAACGAUAUUGAUGAAAUAAACGAUAUUGAUGAAAUAAACGAUAUUGAUGAAAUAAACGAUAUUGAUGAAAUAAAAGACAUUGACCAUAUAAAACAUUUUGACGAUACAAAACAUUUUGACGAUAUAUACCAUGCUGAUGAUACACGUGAUGAAUACCAUAUAGCCCUUUCAAAUUAUAUAAAGACAGAACUAAGAAAUAUAAACCUGCAAGAAAUAAAAAACAAUAUAAUAAAAAUAUUUAAAGAAUUCAAAUCUGCACACAAAGAAAUUAAAAAAGAAUCAGAACAAAUUAAUAAAGAAUUUACCAAAAUGGAUGUCGUCAUAAAUCAAUUAAGAGAUAUAGACAGACAAAUGCUUGAUCUUUAUAAAGAAUUAGAUGAAAAAUAUUCUGAAUUUAAUAAAACAAAAAUUGAAGAAAUAAAUAAUAUAAGGGAAAAUAUUAAUAAUGUGGAAAUAUGGUAUGAAAAAAAUAUAAUUGAAUAUUUCUUACGUCAUAUGAAUGAUCAAAAAGAUAAAGCUGCAAAAUAUAUGGAAAACAUUGAUACAUAUAAAAAUAAUAUUGAAAUUAUUAGUAAACAAAUAAAUCCAGAAAAUUAUGUUGAAACAUUAAACAAAUCAAAUAUGUAUUCUUAUGUAGAAAAGGCUAAUGAUCUAUUUUAUAAACAAAUAAAUAAUAUAAUCAUAAAUUCAAAUCAACUAAAAAACGAAGCUUUUACAAUAGAUGAAUUACAAAAUAUUCAAAAAAACAGAAAAAAUCUUCUUACAAAGAAACAACAAAUUAUUCAGUAUACAAAUGAAAUAGAAAAUAUAUUUAAUGAAAUUAAAAAUAUUAAUAACAUAUUAGUCUUAACAAAUUAUAAAUCUAUCCUUCAAGAUAUAUCACAAAAUAUAAAUCAUGUUAGUAUAUAUACGGAACAAUUACAUAAUUUAUAUAUAAAAUUAGAAGAAGAAAAAGAACAAAUGAAAACACUCUAUCAUAAAUCAAAUGUGUUACAUAACCAAAUUAAUUUUAAUGAAGAUGCUUUUAUUAAUAAUUUAUUAAUUAAUAUAGAAAAAAUUAAAAAUGAUAUUACACAUAUAAAGGAAAAAACAAAUAUAUAUAUGAUAGAUGUAAACAAAUCUAAAAAUAAUGCUCAACUAUAUUUUCAUAAUACACUAAGAGGUAAUGAAAAAAUAGAAUAUUUAAAAAAUCUUAAGAAUUCAACAAACCAACAAAUAACUUUACAAGAAUUAAAACAAGUACAAGAAAAUGUUGAGAAGGUAAAAGAUAUAUACAAUCAAACUAUAAAAUAUGAAGAAGAAAUUAAAAAAAAUUAUCAUAUUAUAACAGAUUAUGAGAAUAAAAUAAAUGAUAUUUUACAUAAUUCAUUUAUUAAACAAAUAAAUAUGGAAUCUAGCAAUAAUAAAAAACAAACAAAACAAAUUAUAGACAUAAUAAACGAUAAAACAUUUGAAGAACAUAUAAAAACAUCCAAAACCAAAAUAAACAUGCUAAAAGAACAAUCACAAAUGAAACAUAUAGACAAAACUUUAUUAAAUGAACAAGCACUCAAAUUAUUUGUAGAUAUUAAUUCUACUAAUAAUAAUUUAGAUAAUAUGUUAUCUGAAAUAAAUUCUAUACAAAAUAAUAUACAUACAUAUAUCCAAGAAGCAAACAAAUCAUUUGACAAAUUUAAAAUUAUAUGUGAUCAAAAUGUAAACGAUUUAUUAAACAAAUUAAGUUUAGGAGAUCUAAAUUAUAUGAAUCAUUUAAAAAAUCUGCAAAACGAAAUAAGAAACAUGAAUCUAGAAAAAAAUUUCAUGUUAGAUAAAAGUAAAAAAAUAGAUGAGGAAGAAAAAAAAUUAGAUAUAUUAAAAGUUAACAUAUCAAAUAUAAAUAAUUCUUUAGAUAAAUUAAAAAAAUAUUACGAAGAAGCGCUCUUUCAAAAGGUUAAAGAAAAAGCAGAAAUUCAAAAGGAAAAUAUAGAAAAAAUAAAACAAGAAAUAAAUACACUGAGCGAUGUUUUUAAGAAACCAUUUUUUUUUAUACAACUUAAUACAGAUUCAUCACAACAUGAAAAAGAUAUAAACAAUAAUGUAGAAACAUAUAAAAAUAAUAUAGAUGAAAUAUAUAAUGUUUUUAUACAAUCAUAUAAUUUAAUACAAAAAUAUUCUUCAGAAAUUUUUUCAUCCACCUUGAAUUAUAUACAAACAAAAGAAAUAAAAGAAAAAUCCAUAAAGGAACAAAACCAAUUAAAUCAAAAUGAAAAGGAAGCAUCUGUUUUAUUAAAAAAUAUAAAAAUAAAUGAAACCAUAAAAUUAUUUAAACAAAUAAAAAAUGAAAGACAAAACGAUGUACACAAUAUAAAAGAGGACUAUAACUUGUUACAACAAUAUUUAAAUUAUAUGAAAAAUGAAAUGGAACAAUUAAAAAAAUAUAAAAAUGAUGUUCAUAUGGAUAAAAAUUAUGUUGAAAAUAAUAAUGGUGAAAAAGAAAAAUUACUUAAAGAAACCAUUUCUUCAUAUUAUGAUAAAAUAAAUAAUAUAAAUAAUAAGCUAUAUAUAUAUAAAAACAAAGAAGACACUUAUUUUAAUAAUAUGAUCAAAGUAUCAGAAAUUUUAAACAUAAUUAUAAAAAAAAAACAACAAAAUGAACAAAGAAUUGUUAUAAAUGCAGAAUAUGACUCUUCAUUAAUUAAUAAGGAUGAAGAAAUUAAAAAAGAAAUUAAUAAUCAAAUAAUUGAAUUAAAUAAACAUAAUGAAAAUAUUUCCAAUAUUUUUAAGGAUAUACAAAAUAUAAAAAAACAAAGUCAAGAUAUUAUCACAAAUAUGAACGACAUGUAUAAAAGUACAAUCCUUUUAGUAGACAUCAUACAGAAAAAAGAAGAAGCUCUAAAUAAACAAAAAAAUAUUUUAAGAAAUAUAGACAAUAUAUUAAAUAAAAAAGAAAAUAUUAUAGAUAAAGUUAUAAAAUGUAAUUGUGAUGAUUAUAAAGAUAUCUUAAUACAAAACGAAACGGAAUAUCAAAAAUUACAAAAUAUAAAUCAUACAUAUGAAGAAAAAAAAAAAUCAAUAGAUAUAUUAAAAAUUAAAAAUAUAAAACAAAAAAAUAUUCAAGAAUAUAAAAACAAAUUAGAACAAAUGAAUACAAUAAUUAAUCAAAGUAUAGAACAACAUGUAUUCAUAAACGCUGAUAUUUUACAAAAUGAAAAAAUAAAAUUAGAAGAAAUCAUAAAAAAUCUAGAUAUACUAGAUGAACAAAUUAUGACAUAUCAUAAUUCAAUAGAUGAAUUAUAUAAACUAGGAAUACAAUGUGACAAUCAUCUAAUUACAACUAUUAGUGUUGUUGUUAAUAAAAAUACAACAAAAAUUAUGAUACAUAUAAAAAAACAAAAAGAGGAUAUACAAAAAAUUAAUAACUAUAUUCAAACAAAUUAUAAUAUAAUAAAUGAAGAAGCUCUACAAUUUCACAGGCUCUAUGGACACAAUCUUAUAAGUGAAGAUGACAAAAAUAAUUUGGUACAUAUUAUAAAAGAACAAAAGAAUAUAUAUACACAAAAGGAAAUAGAUAUUUCUAAAAUAAUUAAACAUGUUAAAAAAGGAUUAUAUUCAUUGAAUGAACAUGAUAUGAAUCAUGAUACACAUAUGAAUAUAAUAAAUGAACAUAUAAAUAAUAAUAUUUUACAACCAUACACACAAUUAAUAAACAUGAUAAAAGAUAUUGAUAAUGUUUUUAUAAAAAUACAAAAUAAUAAAUUCGAACAAAUACAAAAAUAUAUAGAAAUUAUUAAAUCUUUAGAACAAUUAAAUAAAAAUAUAAACACAGAUAAUUUAAAUAAAUUAAAAGAUACACAAAACAAAUUAAUAAAUAUAGAAACAGAAAUGAAACAUAAACAAAAACAAUUAAUAAACAAAAUGAAUGAUAUAGAAAAGGAUAAUAUUACAGAUCAAUAUAUGCAUGAUGUUCAGCAAAAUAUAUUUGAACCUAUAACAUUAAAAAUGAAUGAAUAUAAUACAUUAUUAAAUGAUAAUCAUAAUAAUAAUAUAAAUAAUGAACAUCAAUUUAAUCAUUUAAAUAGUCUUCAUACAAAAAUAUUUAGUCAUAAUUAUAAUAAAGAACAACAACAAGAAUAUAUAACCAACAUCAUGCAAAGAAUUGAUGUAUUCAUAAAUGAUUUAGAUACUUACCAAUAUGAAUAUUAUUUUUAUGAAUGGAAUCAAGAAUAUAAACAAAUAGACAAAAAUAAAAUAAAUCAACAUAUAAACAAUAUUAAAAAUAAUCUAAUUCAUGUUAAGAAACAAUUUGAACACACCUUAGAAAAUAUAAAAAAUAAUGAAAAUAUUUUCGACAACAUACAAUUGAAAAAAAAAGAUAUUGACGAUAUUAUUAUAAACAUUAAUAAUACAAAAGAAACAUAUCUAAAAGAAUUGAACAAAAAAAAAAUGUUACAAAAUAAAAAAAAAGUUGAUGAAAAAUCAGAAAUAAAUAAUCAUCACACAUUACAACAUGAUAAUCAAAAUGUUGAACAAAAAAAUAAAAUUAAAGAUCAUAAUUUAAUAACCAAGCCAAAUAACAAUUCAUCAGAAGAAUCUCAUCAAAAUGAACAAAUGAAAGAACAAAACAAAAAUAUACUUGAAAAACAAACAAGAAAUAUCAAACCACAUCAUGUUCAUAAUCAUAAUCAUAAUCAUAAUCAAAAUCAAAAAGAUUCAACAAAAUUACAGGAACAAGAUAUAUCUACACACAAAUUACAUAAUACUAUACAUGAGCAACAAAGUAAAGAUAAUCAUCAAGGUAAUAGAGAAAAAAAACAAAAAAAUGGAAACCAUGAAAGAAUGUAUUUUGCCAGUGGAAUAGUUGUAUCCAUUUUAUUUUUAUCUAGUCUUGGAUUUGUUAUAAAUAGUAAAAAUAAUAAACAAGAAUAUGAUAAAGAGCAAGAAAAACAACAACAAAAUGAUUUUGUAUGUGAUAAUAACAAAAUGGAUGAUAAAAGCACACAAAAAUAUGGUAGAAAUCAAGAAGAGGUAAUGGAGAUAUCUUUUGAUAAUGAUUAUAUUUAA
Molecule: messenger RNA, 8916 nt
Organism: Plasmodium falciparum 3D7
Lineage: Eukaryota; Apicomplexa; Aconoidasida; Haemosporida; Plasmodiidae
Gene: RH1
Product: reticulocyte binding protein homologue 1
Source: RefSeq, a predicted model, not a curated record